AUGAUUAAGUUGCAAGUGAAAGUUAUUUCUUGGCCUUUUAUAAUUUUAACAGCAUUUUUACGCGUGCUGCAAAUUGAAAGCAUAAAUACCAAUUUCCUUGAGCUGGCAGCCUUCGAGGACUUUUUGCGUUCGGAGCACUUGACCCAGGUCCUGGUGGUUCGCGGCGCUGAUGCUGAUGGCGACUGGCAAAUUGAAUGCCACCAGAAAUUGUUGGCCAACUAUCGUGUGCAAUUUUACCGGCCAGGAAUGUCGGCGAAUUUCGAGGAUCUCAUGUUCUACGGGUCUCCGCGCACGGCGGUCCUGGUGCUGAAUUUCGAGCAUGUCCUCGUGAGGCGCCGGGUGCUCGGGGUGGCCUCCGAGGCCGGAUACUUUAACAACUCGCUGGCGUGGUUCAUUCUCGGCUCUGGCCGGGAAUCUCUGCCAGAUGAGCAGCUGAUUGAGCAGCACUUGAGUGGCUACAGCAUGGGCAUUGAUGCGGAUAUCACGGUGGCCUUGAGGGCUCAAGAUAACAAAUCUUGGCCUCUCUAUGAUGUAUACAGAAUCAGCCAGCGAGUUCCUAAGUCUCUGAUAGUUAAAAGGAAGGGAAUAUGGACCUUUUCUGGUGGUUAUCAGCUCUUGGAAAACUUUCAGAACACCUGGAUAAUUCAACGGCGCAACUUCCUCAAUGUCACUCUGGUGGGCAGUACUGUGUUGACAGAGAAGCCACCUGGAUUCGAUGACAUGGAAUACCUGGCGGACGAUAAGCAGCUCCAACAAUUCGAUCCCAUGCAGCGGAAGACCUAUCAGCUGUUUCAACUAGUCGAGAGCAUGUUCAAUCUCAGCUUGGCCAUGAGGUUCACGGAUAAGUGGGGUGAUUUGCUGGAGAAUGGCAGUUGGUCCGGAGUGAUGGGUCAGGUGACGAGUCGCGCGGCGGACUUUGCCGUGUGUCCCGUUCGCCUUCUGCCGGACAGACAGCCCUACGUGCAGUACUCGGCGGUCCUGCACAUCCAGGACAUCCACUUUCUCUUCCGCCAUCCCCGCCGCAGUCACAUCAGGAACAUAUUCUUCGAGCCGCUUAGCACCCAGGUGUGGUGGUGUGUCCUGGUUUUGGUCUCUGCCAGCACUCUACUUCUGCUGAUUCAUGUGCGGCAAGAAAGGAGGCUGUCGCACUUGGAUAAUCGGCUGUCAUUCGUUUGGUUCACCAUGCUGGAGACCUAUUUGCAACAGGGUCCUGCCACAGAGAUCUUUCGCUUAUUUUCCACUCGACUGCUGAUCAGCUUUAGUUGUGCCUUCAGUUUUGUGCUGAUGCAGUUCUACGGCGCCUUCAUAGUGGGUUCCCUGCUCUCCGAAAGUUCGAGAAGUAUUGUUAGCCUAAAGGCGCUAUAUGACAGCAAUAUGGCCCUUGGCAUGGAAAACAUAUCCUACAACUUUCCGAUAUUUACCGACACCAGAAAUCAGCUGGUAAGGGAUGUGUAUGAAAAGAAAAUCUGCAAAUCAGGAGAGCACAACGUCCUGACCUUGCAGCAGGGAGCCGAAAGGAUCAUCCAAGGACGCUUUGCCUUCCACUCGGCCAUAGAUCGCAUGUACCGGCAGCUCUUGGACCUUAAGAUGGAUGAGGGAGAGUUCUGCGACCUGCAGAAGAUCAUCUUUAACCCGCCGUACGACGCGGCAUCCGUAAUGCCCAAGGGCUCGCCGUGGAGGGAGCACCUGGCCCAUGCCUUGCUCGUCCUUCGGACCAGUGGCCUAAUGCAGUACAACGAGAAGAAGUGGAUGGUCCCUCGGCCAGAUUGCAGCCUAUUUAGGGCCCAGGCAGCCGAGGUGGACCUGGAGCACUUCGCCCCGGCACUUCUUGCCCUGGCACUCGCCAUGAUGGCCAGUGCUCUGGUCUUUCUACUGGAACUCUUUCUGCACUGGCUGCCGGACUUUCGCAGGAGGUUGGGGGUCGUGUCCAUGUCCACUUAA
Molecule: messenger RNA, 1941 nt
Organism: Drosophila takahashii
Lineage: Eukaryota; Metazoa; Arthropoda; Insecta; Diptera; Drosophilidae
Gene: Ir84a
Product: Ionotropic receptor 84a
Source: RefSeq, a predicted model, not a curated record